Molecule: messenger RNA, 1279 nt
Organism: Medicago truncatula (barrel medic)
Lineage: Eukaryota; Viridiplantae; Streptophyta; Magnoliopsida; Fabales; Fabaceae
Product: protein NETWORKED 3A
Exons: 3
Coding region: 41-1084 (347 amino acids)
Cellular component (GO): vacuolar membrane
Molecular function (GO): actin binding
Source: RefSeq, a predicted model, not a curated record
GAGAAAAUAAAUUGAAAAUUGAGAAUGAGAAAAAGUAUUUAUGGUGCAACUUCCCUCUGAGUUCCUCGAGUGGACGCUACUCCACCACUGUUUGUUUCAGAACACAGAAGAAAGAAACCACUCUCAAUUUAAUCAAAAAAUAGUGACGAAGAAGAAGAAGAAGAAAAAGAUGGUUGGAAACAAGAAUCAACAAUCAAAUUGGUGGUGGCUUGAUAAUAGUCACACUAACAAUACUAAACGUUCUCCUUGGCUUCAAUCCACUCUAUCUGAGCUAAACGAGAAGACAAAUGCAAUGUUAAAGUUAAUUGAAGAAGAUGCAGAUUCCUUUGCAAAACGUGCAGAGAUGUAUUACAAGAAGCGACCCGAACUUGUUAGCAUGGUUGAAGAUUUCUAUCGAUCACACCGCUCAUUGGCCGAGCGGUAUGAUCAAGUGAAACCCGACACUGGAAAUGGCCACCUUGUGUUAGGGGGAUCACCUUUUGCUUCAGCUAAGUAUCAAUUAGAGAAGUUGAUGAGUUUUGCAGACACUGGUUAUGAUACCUAUUCUGAGAAUUUUGACGUAGACGAGUCUAUGGAAUCCGAAGUUGAUGAUCCUGAGCAUGAAGAAAAAGAUCUGGCUAAAUUUCAUCAUAACUACACAAAAGAAGAGCGAGUUUCGUCCGUUGCUGUCAACGAUGAAGUGAUGAGGUUGAGAGAUGAAAUUAAGAAAAUAUGCCAAGAGAACACGGUUCAUAAGGAGCAAUUGAAACAGAAAGAUGCAGUUUGUGAUGAAGUAAUGAAGUUGAGGGAAGAAAUAGAAAAACUAAAGGGAGAGAAAGUGGCACAAAAGGAAGAACUCAAGCAAAAGGAUGAAGAGAAAAUAGAGGUGAUUAAGCAACUCAGCUUAGCAAUAGAUAUGUUGAAACAAGAUAAUAUGAAUAUGAGAAGCUUCAUCACUAAAGAGUCCGCUAAGAAAUGGAAGUUUCCAUUUGAAUUCAACAAAUUUGGAGGAGCAUUUUCUAUGAAAUUAUUCAAUGGAAAUCCAAGAAAUCAGCCCAGUCUUGAACUCUCUAGAUGUGGUUUACAGAUUCACCAAGUAGCAUAGUUAUGUAUAACAUUCUUAUUCUUAUAAAUAUUUAUACAAUAAGUUCCUAGUCUUAGAUUCGUAGUUUGCGUGCUUAUAAUGGUAAUUGUAUUUUUUAUGUGCCCUUCACUUGGCUAGUUAUAUGUAUUCCGAAUGUUACAAUUUUUUUAAUUCUUUAUGCAUGUGGUGAUUGUGUUUUAGACCACCUUAAACCUU